Molecule: messenger RNA, 3001 nt
Organism: Engraulis encrasicolus (European anchovy)
Lineage: Eukaryota; Metazoa; Chordata; Actinopteri; Clupeiformes; Engraulidae
Gene: oca2
Product: oculocutaneous albinism II
Exons: 24
Coding region: 472-2979 (835 amino acids)
Biological process (GO): melanin biosynthetic process; melanocyte differentiation; transmembrane transport
Cellular component (GO): melanosome membrane
Source: RefSeq, a predicted model, not a curated record
UGUGCUGACUGAGGAGUACACUUGUUGUCCCCAACCUGGCAGGAGACCACACCAUCAGCACACUGCCACUACCACCACCACCGGCAGACCACCUCCAGGACCAUCCAGCUGGACUUUCCUCGUCUCCAGCUCCAAACGGAACAAGAUAUCUCCCUUCCUCCUCUCCAGCUCCAGCCAUGCAGGGAAACUCUCCACACUCCAAGACUAACUGAGGAACCUAUUUGAUCAGUUAGAAAUAAGCCAAACUCAUCUGGAUCCUUUCUGAUUCAUUGUUGAUUUUGUUUUUAACAAUUACCACUGAAGGCGACAUCAACAUAAUCACCGUCAUCAUCAUCGUUAUUGUCUUCAUCGCCAUUUACGUCAUCAUCAUAAUCGGCAUCAGUCCAAAUAGGAACCAUCAUUUGCUCCAGCAACUUCAUCUUCAUUAGGCCUUAGUUUCUUCUUGGGACGUACCAACUCCCACCCAGAGAGAUGUAUCUGGAGAACAAGAGCAACCUGGAGAUCGAGAUGUCCCAGACGGCGGGCGCGCAGGGCCAGCAGAGCCGCGCGGGGGGACACAGGAAGUCGGAGGUGCUGGCGGGGAACUUUGACGAGCUGCGGCUGCUGGAGGGCUUCUCAGACCGCCGGGAGAGGCAGAAGAUGCUGCACGCCACCACCAUGCCACCCGGGCACUGUGCCACCUACGCCAACACCCACAACGAUGAGAGUCACAACUUCAACAUGGUGGGCUUCCUCCGAGGCCAGACUUCCCAGCCGGGCUACAACGAGAGAUCGCCACUGCUGAAGUUCUCGGAUGACACCAUCACCUAUAUGACCCUCCAUGACCCCAACUUCCCCGGCGACGGGGGCGAGGACUCGCCGCUGGACGGCAGCUGCUCAGAGUCGGACAGGAAGUGCCUGUACUCGCGCGCCUCCGACAAGGAUGACCCGCUGGACACCCUGCACCACCACCACCGCAGCUUCAAGUUCAAUAUCCGCGACGGCCUAAGGGUUGCUAAAGUGCUCACCAUGUUCAUCCUUGUGGUCCUGAGCUCUUUCUACUUCAGCAUGUAUCCGGACCAUGACAAUCCCUGGAGAAUGCUGGCCGUCUCGUCCACCGAAAGCUUCUCUAUGAAUGUGUCAGACUUCCGUGGCAAUGCCCAGUUAAAGAUGUCGGUGGGGGGGCCGUUUCUGAGUGGGGCAGAUGACACCCCUGCCUCGGAGUACAUCUUCAUCCAGGUCGAGCAGAUCGAGGAGGGUGGGCGGGGCAGGAGGCGUGGCCAACAGGUCCUAUAUAAUUGGAGCAUCCCCCUGCACUCUCAGCGGAGUGAUCAGAUCGUUAGGACCAGGACGUUUGAGAUGCUGAGCAGCUCUCCGGUCCAAAUCAGUGUGCAGGCGUUCCUGCUGGACAGUCAGGUGGUUCCUCUGUCCAUAACUACCAAGUCUCUUUAUGCCAGCGUGGAGACCCAGGUGCUCAUCGCCGGCAUCAUCCUGGCCGGGGUCUACGUGCUCAUCAUCUUUGAGAUAGUCCACCGAACUCUGGCGGCCAUGCUGGGCUCCCUGGCUGCGCUGGCUGCCCUGGCCUUCAUCGGAGAUAGGCCCAGUUUGAUGACCGUGGUGGAGUGGAUCGACUACGAGACCCUUGCUUUGCUCUUUGGGAUGAUGAUCCUGGUGGCUAUAUUCUCAGAGACGGGCUUCUUUGACUACUGUGCCGUGAAGGCGUACCAGCUGUCUCGAGGGCGCGUGUGGCCCAUGAUCAUCAUCCUGUGCCUCAUCGCUGCCAUCCUCUCCGCCUUCCUGGACAACGUCACUACCAUGAUGCUCUUCACUCCCGUCACCAUCAGGUUGUGUGAGGUGCUGAACCUGGACCCCAGGCAUGUGCUAAUUGCUGAGGUCAUCUUCACCAACAUCGGAGGAGCGGCCACCGCCGUGGGAGACCCGCCCAACGUCAUCAUCGUCUCUAACCAGGAGCUGCGUGAAAAGGGUAUUGAUUUUGCUGGCUUCACCGGCUACAUGUUCCUGGGCAUCUGCCUGGUGCUGUUGACGUCUUUCCCCUUCCUGCGGAUGCUGUACUGGAACAAAAAGCUCUACAACAAGGAACCCAGUGAGAUUGUCGAGCUGAAGCAUGAGAUCCUGGUGUGGAAGCAGACGGCCCAGCGCAUCAACCCGGCCAGCCGCGAGGAGACGGCCGUCAAGCGGCUGCUCACGCAGAAGGUGCUCAACCUGGAGAGUCUGCUCCGCCGCCAGCUGCGCUCUUAUCAGUGGCAAAUUUCACAGGAGGACAAAAAUUGGGAAAACAACACGCACGAGCUCCAGAAAAAGCACAAAAUAACGGACAAGAUCCUUCUGGUCAAGUGUAUUUCUGUCCUUGGAGUUGUCAUCAUCACAUUCUUCCUCAACUCAUUUGUACCCGGCCUUCACCUUGAUCUGGGCUGGAUCGCUAUCCUGGGGGCCCUGUGGCUGCUGGUGCUGGCCGACAUCCAGGACUUUGAGAUGAUCCUGCACCGCGUGGAGUGGGCCACCUUGCUCUUCUUCGCGGCUCUCUUUGUUCUCAUGGAGGCCCUGGCUCAGCUGCAGCUGAUUGACUACAUCGGAGAGCAGACCGCCACCCUCAUCAAAGCGGUACCAGAAGAGGAGCGUUUGGCCAUUGCCAUUAUCCUGGUGAUGUGGGUCUCUGCACUGGCCUCCUCGCUCAUAGACAACAUCCCCUUCACCGCCACCAUGAUUCCCGUCCUCAUUAACCUGAGCCAAGACGACGACGUCAACCUCCCAGUGAAACCUCUCAUCUUCGCGCUGGCGAUGGGGGCCUGUCUAGGAGGGAACGGAACAUUGAUUGGGGCGUCUGCCAAUGUGGUGUGUGCUGGCAUCGCCGAACAGCAUGGCUACGGCUUCUCUUUCAUGGAGUUCUUCAGGCUGGGCUUCCCUAUGAUGCUGAUGACGUGUAUGAUCGGCAUGUGCUACCUGCUGGCCACUCACAUCGGGCUGGGCUGGAACCUCUAAAACACCCUUGCACACCUGGGGG